Molecule: messenger RNA, 1401 nt
Organism: Oikopleura dioica
Lineage: Eukaryota; Metazoa; Chordata; Appendicularia; Copelata; Oikopleuridae
Source: the annotation of a GenBank genome assembly
AUGGACGUAGUUAGCAGACUUGCUGUUGAAACGCCGCAUAUUCUGGAGAAGAUCCUCAAUUUCCUCGAUGACAAAACGAUUGAAUCAAUGUCGGAGAUACACGAAUGGGACUUCAUCGACUACCCCUGGCCAUCCCUUUGGCAGAAACGACUGCUGAAGAAAGAAGAGCUGCCUUUGAUUAUGAAGGACGAGUUCGAACGAAUCGCUCACAAGCAGAUGUGUCUCUCGGACUACGUCGUCGCCAAGAGUAUUUGCUCUUAUAUCAAAUUGAAGAAGCCCAAAGUAAGACAUUUCUACCGAAACGAACUUCCGAAGCUAGUUUACCAAAGUCCCGACUAUCCCGAGCUCGUAGCAGUCAGCGACGAUUUUAAACUGUGUCUUUUGGACAGAAGAACGCUAGAAAAGGUCCAUCAAUGCGAGGAGGCUGAAUUCGUGGAUAUCGACUUUACGAUGAGGAUUUUCGAAUUUAUUAUCUCGGCGAAACUUAUCGACGAAUCUAGACGGAUUCACUUUAAAAUCUUCACAAUUGAGAAUCGCGAAAUCAAGAAAAUUCCAGAUUGCGAUUUCUUCCUGCGAAACCAUUUUGGCAAGCGGCUGAUUAUCGAUGAUAGUACAGUAGCGAGCUACAACGGAAACCUCAUCUACCUCUUUCCCAACCACUCGAUGAUCGAGUCGGUCGUCGAACGCGAAUCCACAGAACUCAACGAUCUCUACCAAACGUUCGUUUUCAGCAAAAAUGGCGGCGGCCGAGUUUUCUUCGACGAGAAAGUCCGCGUCGAUACUGUCCCCUUCUCCUACUGUGUCUUUGGAAAGUACUGCUUUCUGGAGCACACGAGUCACAUGAACCACAAUCUCCGAGUUAAAACAUCUGCUUUUGAGCUUUCCGACGAUGGAAGCGAAUGGAAACAGCUGGAUCUAUCCUCUUUCGAUGACUACUUCCGCGUGAGUCCAAUUUCGAUCGCUCCGCAAAUGUACGAAGACGAAAGCGUUCUCUUCCACAGAACCGAGAAGGGAGUAGUCAGCAUCGAUCUCUUCGAUUUCCAGAAGAAGACGAAAACGACGCUUUUGAAAUACAAAGCCGAGGAAGACUUCCGCGUGGCCUACUUGAGCGGGAGAUACUUGGUCGCUCACGUCGCCAACUGGUUCUACGUCCCGCAGAGCAAGCUCAAAAUCUGGAGCGUCGACGAGCUCCUCGAGAAAAAACAAAGCCCGAACCACUACAGCCCGCACUACGAAGCACACGUCGCGCACAGCAUCUUUUCCGAGUGCAGCGUCAUCGCCGGCGACACCGGUUUUUUGGUUAGAAAUACGGCGCCAAUAGAUUUGUCUUUCGUCGAGUUCUACGAUUUUGUCGGCCCUGCCCUAGAUGUUUCAGCGCUUAUCGGAGAAGCUGCUUCAUGA